CGGUUUGUUUUUUCUUUCUUGACAGAUGGCUUGAAUCAAUUAGUAAUGGCUGCCUGCCUGGACUGCGGCAGCCCGGUCUGUGGGAAAGUGUGCCGGGAUUGAUUAGGAAUGUCUGCCAGAGGAUUCCCCGCGAAGAACCAAGUGUUUGCCGCGCCUGGAGUUGGAGACGCCCGAGCUGGCGUUUGGAAUGGCCUUUGAGGUGGCCAGACGGGGACGACUAAGAACAAAGCGAGCGUCUGCAUGGAGCUACGCCGCGGUGAGGGAAGGAGAGAGGGGAGGCAACCAUUGGCACCGCAGGGAAAGCUCCCUGGAGGCGGCAGGGGUGCCCGAGGGAGACGGGGCGGACUGUGGCUGCGGAGGCGCGCGGGGUAGCGGCUCUCGCGGCGGGAGGUCUCCGGCGAGACGCGCCGGCGGAUGCGGAGCGCGCGGGCUCUGGGAGAAAAGACGCUCUGAAGUCAAAUCCUGACUCAGUCACUCGUUUAAUGCGUGACUCGGGACAGACCAUUCAACCUCUCGGAACCUCCGUUCCCUGACCUGUGAAACGGAGGAGGGUUAUUGGGUUGACUGCCGACUGCUUGCCGCUGCCGCAGUGAACGCAGACUCAGCAGCCCUUGGAGGCCGCGUUGUCCUUGCCGGAAGCCGGGGGUGGCGUCCACUCCGUAGCCUGUGAAAAUGGCGCCCCCAGGGGCGCCGGCGUGAAUGGUUACCUCCUGGCGGUGUGUGACGUCCCGUGUGCCUGGAUGAAGAAACAAGGCCCAGAGAGGUUGAGUCAUUUGCCCAAGUCACACAGCUAGCACACGGCAGAGCAUGUUGGUGAUGUCUUUCCACGUAGUCCCAGGAAGCUGACUCAGCUCCCGGCAUCAAAGGCCCGCACGACAGCAUCCCAGCAAGAGGAAAGCUGUGGACAGGGCAUCACAGAGAAAGAGAGAGAGGAACACUUGCUGGCUUUGCCCUCCCUGGGUACAGUGUCUGAGCAGAGGGAAAGCAUAAUCCCUUCAAGAUGCCGAUGAAGAAGCACAGGAGAAAAGACUCCGAAAAUUCCCAGGAACCUUCGGAGAAGACCAAAGAGCAGCUGGCGGAGGUGGAGCUUCAGAAGCUGAGGCAGCAGUUCCGGAAGAUGGUGGACAGUCGGAAGUCCUUUAACUUCCGCUCUCAGCAGGAGAUCAUGAACCAGCACAAGGAGAUCAAGACCCUGCAGGAGGAGCAGGAUGAGAUCACUCUGCUUUUGAAUCUCAUCAAGUCCUCCAGGAACUUGGAUCUGAAUGAGAAAAACUACAUGGAGCUGCGUCUUCUGCUGCAAACCAAGGAGGACUAUGAGGCCCUGAUUAAAUCAAUGAAAAUGCUGUUGGCUGAACUGGAUGAGAAGAUUGUUCAGAUGGAAAAAAAAAUUAUAAACCAAAAACAAAUAUUCGCAAAAAUGCAGGAGGCCAAUAACCCUCGGAAACUGCGAAAACAGAUCCACAUUUUGGAAACCCGUUUGAAUCUUGUCACUGUACACUUUGACAAGUUGCUGACCACCAACGCUAGGCUCCGGAAGGAGAUUGAGGACCUGCAGUAUGAGAAGGCUGCUUAUGACAACGUCUACCAGCAGCUCCAUUGGCGCCUGUUGAUGCAGAAGAAAACAAUGAAUGUGGCCAUUGAGCAGUCUGCGCAGGCCUACGACCAGAGGCUGGAAGCCAUGGCUCGAAUGGCGGCCAUGAAGGACCGCCAGCAGAAGGACAUCUCUCAGUACAACCUGGAGAUCCGAGAGCUGGAGCGUCUCUAUGCUCACAAAACCAAGCUCAAGUCCUUCCUGCUCAUCAAGCUGAAUGAUCGUACUGAGUUUGAGGAACAGGCCGAAGAGGAAGAAGCUCUCAAGACAAAGCAGCAAGGGAAGAAGAACAAGAGCGAGAGUUUUGAGAGCUACGAGGUGGCUCACCUCCGGCUGCUGAAGCUGACGAAGAAUGGGAACCUGAAUCAGCUCAUUGAGGAGUUUCUGGCCAAGGAGGAGAAGAACUUCGCUCGGUUCACGUAUGUCACGGAGCUCAACAACGACAUGGAGAUGAUGCACAAGAAGACGGAGAGGAUCCAGAAUGAGAUCAUCCAGUUGCGAUCCCAGCAGAAAUCGUCCCAUGAUGACAACCACUCCAUCCUGACAGAGCUGGAGGAGAAGCUAAAGAAGACCAAGGAGGAGGCAGAUUUGUACGAGAACAACUACAAGGAGAUCAGCAAGACCUUGGAGUAUCUCAAGAACUCGGUGGAGAAUCUGUUUAAGAAGAUAGAUUGUGAUGCCACCAAGAUCCUGGUGCAGUUAGGGGAGAUGGGGAAAAUCACAGAUACCAACCUCCCGCAGUACCUCGCCAUCAUUGAAAAGAAGACCAAUGACCUGCUGCUGUUAGAAUCCUACAAGCGGAUCCUGGAUAUGGAAGUGGCAGAGGCCGAUAUCCCGCCACCCUUCAUCAACCCCUUCUGGGGCGGCUCCGCCCUCCUCAAGCUUGCAGAACCCAUCAAGGUCACCCCCCCGGUGCUCGGGGCUGACCCCUUUAGUGACAAGUUGGAUGAAGGUGAGUUCUCUUUCUCCCCGGAUCUGCGCAAGUUGCUAGGAAGCGUGUGCAGGAGAGGGUCCGCGGUGCCAAGCCCCAGUUUCCCCUUCUUUCUGAGCCUCCUGGGCCCAUCAGGUCCACUGGGUAACACCUCGGUUGUCGCCAAAUGGAUAUGUCACUGAACCAGGUUUCGUGUUUCGCGAUGUGUGGCAAGCCAGAUGCUGAGAUGCCGAGGUUUGCAGCGCAGAGAAGGGUUAUUCGCGAGGCAGCCAAGCAAGGAGAGGAGGUGGGAGAACAAAUCUCAACUCCCGCCUCCCCAAAAGCAAGGCGCUCGGGGUACUUACAGAAUAAAGAAAAAAAGAAGGGUGGUCUGCGGCGUGGGGAGCGCGGGAAGCAGUGAUUGGGAAAAGGUGCGGUGAUCAUUGGUCUGUGCACUGGCUUAACUCAGCUACAGUGCUCUGCACGUUCAAGAGGUCACCGAGUCUCCCUCGUGCAUGCCCAGUUGAAGGGUCGCUGUUUCCAUCCAGUGUUAACCAGCCUAGCUGGAGCUAGACAUUGCUGACUCCUGGCUCAGCUGAAGUGGAUGCAGCUGACUCCAAGUUCUUGGGAAACAGCUCAGGCAGACAUCUUAUUGUCUAGGCUACCUGCAGUUUGGAGAACAACCCAGUCUUUUGCAGCAAUAAUUAAAGCAACCUUGAUUAGUGAUGGCACGUUACAGGUGAAAUGGAUUUAACUAAAGAUUAUCCACAGUUUCAGUUACACACCUUGAGUCUAUAGUCUUUCUUGUGGAGGUGGGUCCUUCAGAGAAAAAUUUAUUCGAGGGUCAAAGGUGAAAGUGGGAGGAUGGUGGAACUGGAAACGACUGAAAUGCUCACCCAGUAGAGUGGUUAAAUAAGUUACAGUUCACCCAUCCAUGGAUGGAAUACUAUGCAACCAUUAAAAAGAAUGCAAUAGGGUGUUAUAAACCGACACACGUAUGUAUGGCAUGUAGUGGCCAGGAAUGCUGCUAAAAAUCCUGCAAUGCACAGGACAGCCCUUCACA
Molecule: messenger RNA, 3564 nt
Organism: Camelus dromedarius (Arabian camel)
Lineage: Eukaryota; Metazoa; Chordata; Mammalia; Artiodactyla; Camelidae
Gene: CCDC63
Product: coiled-coil domain containing 63
Exons: 12
Coding region: 1001-2704 (567 amino acids)
Biological process (GO): cilium movement; outer dynein arm assembly
Cellular component (GO): axoneme
Source: RefSeq, a predicted model, not a curated record